Molecule: messenger RNA, 3695 nt
Organism: Carcharodon carcharias (great white shark)
Lineage: Eukaryota; Metazoa; Chordata; Chondrichthyes; Lamniformes; Lamnidae
Product: putative RNA-binding protein Luc7-like 2
Exons: 13
Coding region: 538-1578 (346 amino acids)
Biological process (GO): mRNA splice site recognition
Cellular component (GO): U2-type prespliceosome; U1 snRNP
Molecular function (GO): mRNA binding
Source: RefSeq, a predicted model, not a curated record
CGUGACGUCAGUUCCGGCCGAGCGGCUCGAGACGAGGGCGCUGAGCUCGAGCAAAACAAGAAGCGGAAAAUCUGAGGCGGAAAAAAAAACGCCCUUGAUGCGAAUCGGCGGCUUUGGAUGUUUUAAAAUCCAAUUACUCUGUGGCGAAUGAGAUAGCUUCAGUAGCUAAUAGCGGUAUUUUUUUUUUAAUUGUGUGUCGGAUCCUCGAAAAGCCAGAAAGAUGUCGGCACAGGCCCAAAUGCGAGCCAUGCUAGACCAGCUCAUGGGAACAUCCAGGGACGUGAGUGCUGAAGACAUCUGGGGGCAAUGGCUUGGAGAGGAGUUACCAACGGUAUGAGGGAACUAAAUUAACACACACAGCUGAAGUGGUUCAGUGUAUCUUUGCCUGCCUACUUCAAUCUGCAAGGGAGUUACAGAAACACCCCGCGUUCAUCGAGCCGAGAUGCCAGUCGGCAGCGAAUCAGAUUUACUGACGAUCGGGUCUGCAAGAGUCACCUCCUGAGCUGCUGCCCACAUGACAUUCUUUCUGGAACGAGAAUGGACCUUGGAGAGUGCACAAAAGUUCAUGACCUUGCACUGAGAGCAGACUAUGAAAUUGCCUCCAAAUUAAAGGACCACUUUUUUGAAAUGGAUGCGAUGGAUCAUUUGCAAUCAUUCAUCACAGACUGCGACAGAAGAACAGAAAUUGCAAAGAAACGUUUGGCAGAAACCCAAGAGGAAAUCAGUGCUGAGGUGGCAGCGAAGGCUGAGCGGGUUCAUGAACUAAAUGAGGAGAUUGGGAAGCUGCUUGCCAAAGCAGAACAAUUGGGAGCAGAAGGAAAUGUUGAAGAAUCCCAAAAAGUCAUGGAGGAAGUUGAAAAGGCACGAGCUAAGAAGAGGGAAGCUGAGGGGGACACCAUUGCUUCUCCUUCCUCCAGUGCAUUCUGGGAGGUGUAUCGGAAUUCCAUGCCAGCCUCCAGCUUCCAGCAGCAGAAGCUGCGAGUCUGUGAGGUGUGCUCAGCAUACUUGGGUCUACAUGACAAUGAUCGACGCCUUGCAGACCACUUUGGUGGCAAGCUUCACCUCGGAUUCAUUGAAAUUAGAGAGAAACUGGAAGAGUUACAGAAACUUGUUGCUGAGAAACAGGAGAAAAGGACUCAAGAACGUCUGAAAAGAAGAGAGGAGAGGGAAAAGGAGGAACGAAUGAAAAGAAGGACCAGGUCUCGCAGCAGGGAUCGUAAGAGAUCAAGAUCAAGGGAACGCCGUCGACAUCGAUCCAGGUCAGCAUCCCAUGACCGGCGCAAACGUUCCCGCUCUAGGUCUCGGGACCGGCGCCGCCGGCACAAGUCUCGAUCUGGAAGCAGAAGCAGAAGCCGCAGUCACCACCGCAGCAGGCAUAGCUCAAGGGACAGAGAGCGAGAGAGAGAUCGGAGCAGAGAGAAAAGUUCCAAAAGAAAAUCAAGAGACCGAGACAGAUCCAGAGAUCGUGACAGAGAAAAAUCAAGGGAGAAAGAUCGCAAAGAGAAAAAACGUUCCUAUGAGAGUGCUAAUGGCAAAUCAGAACACAGCUCUGAGGAACGAGAAGCAGGAGAAAUCUAACGGACAAAAUAUUUUUGGAACCAGGGCAGAGGAUGUCUUUCUGAUUGUUUAACUCAACUAGGGGAGCUCUUGUUUUGUUUUUGGACUUAGAAAAAAAUUCCAGCAGCUAGGUAACCGAUAACUUAAAAAUAUUAGAUAGUUCAAGAUGUUGAGGACGUUUUGUCAGUUUAACCAGCUGGUUUGAAGGCAGCAACUGGAGGUACCUAGAAUGUACUGUGUGUACAUGUACUGGUGCUGUAAUGCCACUAACGUUAGGGUUCCUCCUUCCAUUGGCACAAGGGUGCUAAUUUGUUUUGAAUAAUGAAAUUAUUUGUUUUGCAUUUUCUUUUAAAUGUGGAAUCUGAAAUCCAUGGUAAAUUUUACUGGAGCUUAAAUAAAAAUAAAUGGAUCUGGUGGCUUGGGGAGAGACUGUUUUGUCAGUAAGCAGUUGCAUAUUAACUUGUUACUGUUGGCUGUGCAGGCUUACAGUCUUUGAUCUCUAUGCCUGUAAUGGUAUUCACUACAGAAGUUGCCCUUGUCUUUGUCACAGUUUCAUUGUUGUUGACAGUGGCAUUGACUAGCAACCGUUUGACAAAAUUGUUCAGAAUCUCAUUCAGCCAGAUCAGCGAAACAUCCAAAGGAAACUAACAGUUUGUUUCUCAUUAGAAUAAGCUUCCCUUCCUCACACCCAAAAGGAACUCUCCUCUCCCUCUGCACCCUCUUCCCACAAGGUUGACAUUGUUUUUGUUAAAUGUUAAUCUGAAAGAACCUUGAUUGCUCCACUCAGUUACACCCAGAGAAUCCCCCUUGGUUUGGUUGGAGAAAAAGUGUAUUGUUUUUAAUUAACUUAUAUGGUGGAACAAAUUUACUGCCCGGUUCUUGUUAAGCCACCAAAUAGGAUUCAUGAGGAAAAAAUGCAACUACUGCAAAUAAACCUGGCCCCUUCAUCACCUUAAUUUCCCCACUGCACCCCUACCCCCACUCCCACCGCCACCCCCACCUCUCCACUUAUAUAAAAAAACUACAAACUCCAUUUGGAAAAGCUUCCCCCGAACUAGUAAAUCUGGAAAUGCACUGAGACAUUUUUGGAAACCAGAAACCUAAAUUGCCAAGUUUGUAUCUUGUCGAUAUAUGUACUUUUUAAUAUAAUUAAGAGGGAUCGCUUUUAUUCUUGCAGUUGCGGUAGAAGUUCAGAUAGAAAGGGUCCAAAACUGUUGGUGAUGAGUUAAUGUGAUUUCAGUAGCUUUUUAGGACAGUGCGUGUCCAGAAACACUACCAUCAAGAAAAGACCUUACUAGCUUUGCAUGCAUGUAAUCCUCAGAAAACUUGGCAUGUCUUCAGAAUACUUCUGGAACACGAUACACAUCACUGUUAUUUUGGAUCUUUACUCAGAACUUUUAUAUUUUGACAGUGAAAUCAUGCCCAUAAAAUAAAGUCCAGUGUUUAUCAUUCACAAAAACUGAUUCAUUAUUUGCCCGAGGAACAGAAGAGGAUUUUCCACACAUUAAAAGCAACUUGCGGGAACUUUUGUUGGAGUUCAGAGAACCCUGGGUUUUCCACAUGCUUGUGGCAUAUGUGGCACACUCCAGGCAGCUUAGGGUGUUGUCUGUGGCAGGUACCAGGGUGUCACAGAUCUAAAAUAUACCAGUGUAUUCCAUGAUUAUAUCGCUCAUUUUUGUUAGCCAAUUGUGGUCACCCCACAAUUACUGUGAUUUUUUUUUUUAAAGUGGUCAGCUUUACUUUGAGAAACUGACUCUGUGCUAUAAAAAUAUUCCAGUGUGAAGUUCCUCAGUAUCCAUAGUGGCGGCAUUAUUUUUCUGCACCAGAUACUUUGGUUACUGGCUGUUACACUGCUUGCCCCCAUCAUUUACUUAGUUCUUAAUGGUCAUUUGGUCAGUCAGAUUUCUGAGUUUACAGUUUGUUUUAAGACACAAAUAAUAAGGUUUUAUUUUAUUCCCCCUUAAUCUUUUUUCCUUACAUGACUUUUUGUCUAUACUUGUAUUGUUAAUUGAAAACAAUUGAAAUAAAUUUCCUGAAAACAUUUAAUAAGAUUUACAAACAAUUUAAGUUUUCCUGUGUUGUAUGAAAUUGUGACAAAUACUUGUUUGCUACUUUGCAAUUAAAACAAACCAAUAUUA